UAAACACGCUUAAAAACCAUGGGACAAAAUCAUUAACUUUUUAAAAGCUCAGAAAACAGUAGGGAGAUAUUUUCUGAAGGCCUAACGAUGAUAUCAUAUCAAAGAAUCCCAACUGUGUAAGAUUAUGCAAUGGCUUUCCAGAUAUAAAACCAUUUAGUCAAUGAGGAAAAAAAAAAGGAAAGAACCAAACAAGUAUACUUUCUCCUGUCAACUUCAUCGAAGUGGGUUCCUUGGAAACAAUUGCUUGGGCAUUUCUCCCAUUGUUUCUUUUCAUCUUGCAUUCUUUAGCAUGCCCCAACAAUGUGGAAGAACAUUCAUUGCAAUCAGAUGUUAUAUAAGGUUAGAAGCUACUCAAGAAUAGUUCCUCCACCACCUGCCUAUGCGAAACCAGUUAUCAGAGUCUCCAACAAUGUUGCCCAUUUGGGCUCUCCAAAAGACGGUCCCAAGCCACGCCAGCUCCUAUCCUUGCCCCCAUUUCCUCGCCUCCCUUUGCCUGGAAAGAAUAUGGUGGCAUCUCAUGUCACCGCUAUUAGUUGGCUCAAAUAUUACUUCAAUGAAAUCCCCGACUCUACAAUCCAAUCACAUUUUAACAAGGGCCUUGUCCAUAUGCAGUUGCCGAGUUGUAGUAACUCCAUCAAACAGGGAGGACCAACAUCUAUUAGAAAGAUUAAACCUAGUGAUGUUAUGGAGGAAGGAGCAAGAAUUCAUAUACCUGUAUCAGUAGCCGAGACUAGCAUUUCGAAGAGGUUUGGUGUCAUACCAAGUGGAACUUUAUAUCCAAAUGCUGAUGAGAUUGAAUAUUUACAAAGGCUUGUCCAGUACAAGGAUUCAGCUCUAAUUGUCCUAAACAAACCCCCAAAAGUACCCGUCAAGGGGAAUCUCCCAGUUCACAAUAGCAUGGAUGCAUUAGCGGCUGCAGCUUUGUCUUAUGAUUAUGAUGAAGGCCCUAAAUUGGUGCAGCGCCUUGACGCAGAGAGCAGUGGUCUCAUUUUAUUGGGGAGAACAAGAGAAAGCAUUGGUCUUCUUCAGUGGUUAUUUAGUGACCAAAAUAAUCCAAUUUCCUGUUGUAAGGCUUGGAAUGAUGCACGUGAAGCAAUGUAUCAAAGGUAUUGGGCAUUGGUUAUAGGCACUCCCAAGGAAAAGGAAGGCUUAAUUCGGGCUCCUCUUACAAAGGUGCUUCUUAAUGAUGGGAAGACAGACAGAGUUGUCCUGACUCAGUGUUCAGGUUUGGAGGCUUUAACUGAAUACCGAGUGUUAGGUCCUAAAAUAAAUGGAUGCUCGUGGAUUGAGCUACGUCCACUCACUAGGCGAAAGCAUCAGCUGCGGGUGCACUGUGCUGAAGCUCUUGGGACUCCCAUUGUUGGUGACUACAAGUAUGGUUGGUUUGUGCACCAGAGAUGGAAGCAAAUGCCUCAAGUUGAUAUUGAGCCAUUUUCUGGGAAACCAUACAAGUUGCGUAGGCCAGAAGGUCUAGAUGUUCAGAAGGGAAGUGUGCUGUCAAAGGUCCCCUUGUUACACCUCCAUUGUAGGGAGCUUGUAAUUCCAAACAUAGCAAAGUUUGUUGAUGUCUUAAAUCAAAAGUCUGAAAACCUCUGCCAAGCACUUGAUGCAAAGCCGGAUCUUCUUCGGUUUGUGGCAUCAAUGCCCAACCACAUGAAAAUUAGCUGGAAUCUCAUGUCCUCGUAUUUGGUGUAAGGAUAUCAGGCAUUGCUUAUUCUUCCAAGUUUUGUAGAGCUUGACCCAUAUACAGUGUUUAAACUUCUUGAAGGUGUAUCAAUAUUUGUUAUUUAUUUUGUUUUGUCAA
Manihot esculenta (cassava) is the source of this 1804-nucleotide messenger RNA. Its product is annotated as RNA pseudouridine synthase 3, mitochondrial. Gene Ontology annotation, molecular function: RNA binding; pseudouridine synthase activity. The transcript is spliced from 10 exons. The coding region runs from base 301 to 1695 and encodes 464 amino acids. Lineage: Eukaryota; Viridiplantae; Streptophyta; Magnoliopsida; Malpighiales; Euphorbiaceae. Gene Ontology annotation, biological process: pseudouridine synthesis. The record is from RefSeq and is a predicted model, not a curated record.